Eublepharis macularius is the source of this 3250-nucleotide messenger RNA. RefSeq names its product phospholipid phosphatase 3 (gene PLPP3). The record is from RefSeq and is a predicted model, not a curated record. The transcript has 6 exons. Gene Ontology annotation, molecular function: phosphatidate phosphatase activity. Bases 514 to 1455 code for a protein of 313 amino acids. Gene Ontology annotation, biological process: phospholipid dephosphorylation; phospholipid metabolic process; canonical Wnt signaling pathway. NCBI's taxonomy places the organism in Eukaryota, Metazoa, Chordata, Lepidosauria, Squamata, Eublepharidae.
AGCCGGAUCGCACAGCGGCGGCGGCGGCAGCGGCAGCAGCCAGAGCGGCCACUUGCCCCGGAGAGCAGCGCUGCCUGGUUUGCCGCGGCUCCCAUUCAUUGCGCGAGGGAAUUCCAGCGCUCGCUGGCUCCACUAGCUGCGAGGCUCAACUCAUAUGGCCAGAGCGCCCGGCCGGGAUUGGUUGACUUCCAGACCACGCUGGGCACAAGGCUUGCUUUCCGCCUUUGAUUAAACUAACCCUCGUUCUCCAGGACUCAUUAACGAUCUAGGGGGGAUCCCACACUUUCUCCCUUUUCCUGUUCGAGGGAGGGGGGAGUUGCUCCCAUAUUUAAAGGGCCCGCUGCAAGUGAGCUACAACAACAAACGUCCACGGAACAGCCGCCCCCUUCCUCCUUCUCAGCGAGGGAAGAUCCUCUGCGGGCAGCAGCGCUCCGUCGCCUGGAGUUUCCUUCUCUCCGUCCCCCAUCCCGCUCCGCUCCGCGACGCUCUUCGGAAGGACGAUUUCCCCCAACAAUGCAGAAUUACAAAUACGACAAAGCGAUUGCUCCAGAGAGCAAGAAUGGGGGCAGCCCUGCCUUGAACAACAACCCCACCAAAAGCAACAGCAAGAAAGUUUUGCUUAUUUGCCUCGAUCUCUUCUGCCUCUUCAUGGCUGGCCUACCAUUCCUGAUAAUUGAAACAAGCACAAUUGCACCAUAUGAACGAGGAUUUUACUGCAAUGAUGAGAGUAUCAGCUACCCCUUAAAAAGUGGAGAGACCAUCAACGAUGCUGUCUUGUGUGCUGCAGGCAUUCUUAUAGCCAUACUUGCUAUCAUAAUAGGAGAGUUUUAUCGGAUCCACUGCUUGAAGGAGAAGUCUCGAUCAUUCAUCCAGAACCCAUAUGUGGCAGCUUUAUAUAAACAAGUUGGUUGCUUUGCUUUUGGUUGUGCCAUCAGCCAGUCUUUCACAGAUAUUGCAAAAGUUUCUGUUGGACGCUUAAGACCCAAUUUCCUGGCAGUUUGCAAUCCAAAUAUUUCAUUAACUGACUGUUCGAAAGGUUAUAUCGAAGUUUAUCGGUGCCUUAAUGAAGAUGAAAGCAAAGUCCAGGAAGCCAGGAAAUCUUUCUUCUCUGGCCAUGCCUCCUUCUCCCUCUACACCAUGCUUUAUUUGGUGCUAUAUCUGCAAGCCAGGUUCACCUGGAGAGGAGCCCGCCUGUUACGUCCUCUGCUGCAGUUUACACUGCUAAUGAUGGCAUUUUACACAGGACUGUCUCGUGUGUCUGACCACAAACAUCACCCAUCAGAUGUAUUGGCAGGCUUUGCACAAGGGGCCCUGGUGGCUUACUGCAUAGUAUUUUAUGUCUCAGAUCUCUUCAAACAGAAAACAAAGGCAUCUCUGCCUCCUCCUCCAAUUCGUAAGGAGAUCCUUUCACCUGUGGACAUCAUUGACCGGAACAAUCAUCACAACAUGGUGUAAACAAUUGACAGAUUUUUAAAAAAAUUGUUUUGUUUUUGCAAAAUGACUGCUGACAGCAACUACCUGCUGCUCUCAAUCUCAUCAGACAGUAGAAUGUAGGGAGAGACUCUUACCUGAUACAUAAGGUCUUACUUGGUGGCCUUUAUAUUCUUACAACAUUUGCAUAAAAUGAGUGUUGUUUAACUAAGUCUAAGGCAAAAUUACAAAACAAUUCAAUACAUGAUGCAGGAAUUCUAAAUGUGCAAUUGGCUGAGUGUUCAUGUUGUAGUGAAUGCUGAAUUGUUCAUAGCUUAAUGAACACUAAAUGAUUCCUAGGAUACUGGCCAUCUCUGCUUUUUUUCACUAUGAUGAUUUCCAAUUCCUGUUGAGAGAGGGGGAGGGAAGAAGAAAAUAAAAAACCCUUACCAUCCUAGACAAUAGCACUGUCUACAAGAAAUAAGCACUGAUUCAGGAUUUGUGAUCACUUUUUCUAAGACUAAUUUUUUUUAUUUUAUAUGUUGGCUUUAUUUGACUCCAUUCCAUACUGUGACUUACUUUUGGUUUAGAAGAAGCUUGCCCAGUAAAAUGUUGCAAGGGUUUCUAGUCCCACUACACAAACCCUUAAAAAUACCUAAUUAAGAAUAACGGAAUUCAUACUCCAUUUGGUACACAAUACAGUUAUUUGUUUUCAGCUAUCAUCUUUCCCAUUUCCCUCCAGUAUCUGCAUGACGUUCUCCAUAUUCACAUUUUUUUAUCUUCUGUUAAAGAUAAGAUAGCAGAUUAGACUUGUCAAAUAAGGAACGCUUGAACAUAAUUGGACCUAUAUCUUUACAUAAGUAUCAUUACCAGUACUGUAUGAAAUGUCCUGUCUGCGUAGAGCUUGCUUUACGGCCUGGUAAAGUUUCCUUCUUGCUCCCACUGACCUAUACCAAUUCCUAAAGUAAUUUCUAAACAGUUGAGGGUCACUUCAUUUUAAAUUCACAGAAUGUUCUUUUAUUAGUUGGUCAAUCUCGUUGAAAUGUGUUAGCGCUAUGGGUUUGGGGCUUGAGACCCAGAGUACAUGGAUCCUGCAGAUCUGGGACGGACUGCUGGGCGGAACCGUCCUUUAUUGACGUUCAGUGAAAUCCCUCUCCUUAUUUUCGAUGCCCUGAAGAAAAAGGAUUCAUUAGACUCUAGGCCAGAUGCUGUUCUCAUUAUCACCAAGGGUGCCUGAAGAAGGCCAACAGGAGCAGAACUUUGCCCAGUAACUCUCAUUCUAGGAUUUCAGACUGAAUUCCAAAAGACAGUUGUUUUAAAAAAUGUUUAAGAACUGAACAGUGAAUGCUAAUCAAGCAGACUGGCCUUUGCACACCCUUGUCAUACAGAAUCCGUCCUAUCAUUUCAAUUCUAGCAAGCUAUGAUUUUUAUAAAUAUAUAUAAAUAUUAUAUAAAUAAUGUAUAAAACAUUAAAAAUUAACUAUGUAAAAUAUUAUUUCUGAAUAAUUUUAGAUAUAUCCACUAUGACUAUAAACUGUGUUUUGACCUGUGUUAUUUACAUUUUGCUGCUUAAAAAAAGCAUUGACUUAAUUUUUUAUAGUCAACUAAAAUAUUGUAGUUCUGUGGUAGCAAUAUUUUAAUGAAAAUAACAACUAAAGACAAUUGUAUAAAAUCAUAUUAAAUUGUCUGUAUUUUUGUAAUUUUUCUUUUUUUGUAAAAAGAGGAAUAUGCAAGAUUUUUGUAGAGUACAAAAUAAAAAUUUGUGUUUGCAAAAACAAAAGUUUGUAUUUGCUGUAUGAAUGUGCUUUAUAAAUAAAUUUCUGGGCACAAUUAUUUCAUA